UGAGCCCUUUUGGGGGCUCUAAGCAGGAGGGGGUUGGGUGUUGGAGCCCUCCCUGCUCAUGGAACCGUUGGGAAGCAGCAUUCCCUGAUGGCAUCUGCUGGGAUCAUCCCUCAUCCCAUUGGGAUCCGGAGCUUUCCCAGCCCCUUUCCCCCCCCCCCACCAGUGGUUUUGGGGCCGAUCUCUUCUUCUUCCUCCUCCCUUUCCUUCCCCUUGGCCGGGCCCAUAUAAAAGCCGGUCGGGAUCGCGCCGGGCACGGGGCUGCAGCACCGGGACACAGGAGCUCCAGGAUGGACUUGGACUUCUCCUUCCCCAACACCACCUCCAAUGACUCCCUAUGGGACAUCUACGACAUCUCCGACCUGGACUCAUUCUCGGUGCCCCCGGGAUCCCGCGCGGUGCUGGCCCUUUACACCCUCAUCUUCCUCCUCGGCGUCCUCGGCAACGGCGCCGUCAUCUGGGUGACGGCAUCUGAGCUCGGCCGCAGCGUCAACGGCAUCUGGUUCCUCAACCUCUCCGUGGCCGACCUCCUAUGCUGCCUGGCACUGCCCUUCCUGGCGCUACCGCUAGCCUGGGACCACCACUGGCCCUUGGGCCGCUUCGCCUGCAAGCUGCUCCCGUCGCUCACGGUGCUCAACAUGUUCGCCAGCGUCCUGCUGCUGGCAGCCGUCAGCGCCGACCGCUGCGCCCUGGUCACCCGUCCCGUCUGGUGCCACAACCACCGCUGCCCGCGCCUGGCGCGCGCGGCGGCCGCCGGCGCCUGGGCCCUGGCCGCGGCGCUGACCGCGCCGUCCUUCGCCUUCCGCACCACGCGCCGCGACGCCUUCGCCGCCAAGACCACGUGCGUGCUGGACUACGCGGCGCUGGGCCGGCACCAGCGCCUGGCCGAGCUGCUCACCGCCGGCACCCGCUUCGUGCUGGGCUUUGCCGUCCCCUUUGCCGUCAUCGCCGCGUGUUACGGCUCCCUCCUGGCGCGCAUCCGCGGUAAGGGUUUGGCGCGGUCACCGAGAGCCACCAGGCUGGUGCUGGUUGUCAUCGUCAGCUUCUUUGUGUGCUGGUUGCCAUACCAUGUGGUGGGGCUCAUCCUGGCCGCGUCCCACCCCAGCAGUGCCCUGUACAAAGGGGCUGCCGAUGCCGAUGCCGCCGUCGCCGGCGUCGCCUACAUCAACAGCUGCGUCAACCCCAUCAUCUAUGUGGUGAUGGGGCAGGACUUCAAGGCAAGGCUAUGGCGCUCGUGGCGUGUGGUGCUGCGCAGGGCGCUGAGCGAUGACCCCACCAGCACCGCGGGUGACAGCAGGGCCAAGAGCAAGGCUACCAUAGAGGACAACAGCGUCAGCACCAUGGUGUGAGCGCCGGGGCAGGAUGAGGCCUCCUUGUGUCCCCCCCCCCUUUGGGGGGAUGGGGAUGAUGCUGUGGUACCCACACUGCAUCCUCCUGCUUCUCUAUCCUCCAUAGACCUCCCCAUCUCCAUCACCCCACUAAUGGGGUCCUGCCUCCCCAUCACCCCACUAAUGGGGGUCCUGCUUCUCCUUCACCCCACUAAUGGGGGUCCUGCUUCUCCAUCACCCCACUAAUGGGGGUCCUGCCUCUCCAUCACCCCACUAAUGGGGUCCUGCCUCUCCAUCACCCCACUAAUGGGGGUCCUGCCUCUCCAUCACCCCACUAAUGGGGGUCCUGCCUCUCCUUCACCCCACUA
Messenger RNA from Melopsittacus undulatus (budgerigar), 1693 nucleotides. Its product is annotated as C5a anaphylatoxin chemotactic receptor 1. Gene Ontology annotation, biological process: phospholipase C-activating G protein-coupled receptor signaling pathway; positive regulation of cytosolic calcium ion concentration; inflammatory response. Gene Ontology annotation, molecular function: complement component C5a receptor activity; G protein-coupled receptor activity. Gene Ontology annotation, cellular component: plasma membrane. Lineage: Eukaryota; Metazoa; Chordata; Aves; Psittaciformes; Psittaculidae. Bases 288 to 1346 code for a protein of 352 amino acids. The transcript is spliced from 2 exons. The record is from RefSeq and is a predicted model, not a curated record.